AUGGCAGGGCAGGGCAUUCACAAUCUUCCCCACCCCACUCACCUCCUCCCACCUCCCACCCCACUCACCUCCUCCCACCCCACUCACCUCCUCCCACCCCACUCACCUCCUCCCACCCCACUCACCUCCUCCCACCCCACUCACCUCCUCCCACCCCACUCACCUCCUCCCAACCCACUCACCUCCUCCCAUUCCACUCAUCUCCUCCCACCCCACUCACCUCCCCCCACCCCAAUCAUCUCCUCCCACCCCACUCAUCUCCUCCCACCCCACUCACCUCCUCCCACCCCACUCAACUCCUUCCACCCCACUCACCUCCUCCCACCCCAAUCAUCUCCUCCCACCCCACUCAUCUCCUCCCACCCCACUCAUCUCCUCCCACCCCACUCAUCUCCUCCCACCCCACUCACCUCCUCCCACCCCAAUCAUCUCCUCCCACCCCACUCAUCUCCUCCCACCCCACUCAUCUCCUCCCACCCCACUCAUCUCCUCCCACCCCACUCAUCUCCUCCCACCCCACUCAUCUCCUCCCACCCCACUCAUCUCCUCCCACCCCACUCAUCUCCUCCCACCCCACUCAUCUCCUCCCACCCCACUCAUCUCCUCCCACCCCACUCACCUCCUCCCACCCCACUCACCUCCUCCAGUAGUGCCCCGUCCAUUCUUCCUACCCUCUCCAACCGUCAGCUGCUCAUUCUUUCAACGCUGUCGUGCUAUGCCCAUCACCUCACCUCAUCUCAAAUGCUUUCAUCCGUCCAGUGUAUGAACCAACUUUCCCCCUCCACCUCAGGUCCUCCUCCUCUGCCCGCCAUCACCCUCUCGUCUGCUCCCACACCAUACCAGCCAAGCAGCAACACUGUUGUCAUCGCAUCUCCAGGCAGAAUCCUUCCCUCUCUUCCACAUCACCUACACUGA
Molecule: messenger RNA, 915 nt
Organism: Closterium sp. Naga37s-1
Lineage: Eukaryota; Viridiplantae; Streptophyta; Zygnematophyceae; Desmidiales; Closteriaceae
Source: the annotation of a GenBank genome assembly